GAGGCCAGAGAGCAAAGACGACGACAUACGAAGACGAAGGGAGAUAGAAGAGAGAAGCUCAGACUCCAAGUACUCCAUGAAUAGGUUUGCUUGGACUGGAGAGAGGAGAGCCCUUGGCAACACAUCUGGGGGUAGAAGCAACCCCCAAAAGAAAAGGAAUUGGACUCCACGCACAGACAAAGCAGAUGGAGAAAGACGUCAGUGGACAGAGUGAGACGAGGAUCAUCGGGGAGAGCUUCCUCUGGAGGAAAGCGGGACCUUUGUGAACAAGGAGUCGACAUCCAAGCUCAUCCUAGUUGCCAACGAGACACCAAGGACACGAGUGGCGAAGAUCAGCAGGAGAGAAGGUGCCAAGAAAGGGGCAAGAGGGAACCAAGAUGAAGGUUGCUGCAAAUUUAUCCUUCAUGUUUGGAGAAGCAGGAGGCCUUCUGGCGAGGUACAAAGCGGCUAAAGAGGCUGGAUUCCAAGCGGUAGAAUGCGCCUUUCCAUACACGGUCCCCGCUGAGGAAGUGGCUUCAACCUUGAAAGAACUUGAGUUGAAGCAAGUUCUUAUAAAUUCUGACCCAGGAAACCUGCAGGCUGGAGAGCUUGGUUUUGCAGCUUUGCCAGGAAAAGAGGUUACCUUCAGGGAAUCACUUGAACGAUCAAUACAAUAUGCAAAGGCACUUGGCUGUGGCAAGUUGCACAUAAUGUCUGGACGCCGAAGCAAAGACCACGAUGAGGAAACACACUUAGCUACCUUGGAAGCAAAUUUAAAUCAUGCUGUCAGUCGCCUUUCUGCAGAGAAUAUUAUUGGCUUAAUUGAACCAUUGAAUCCUGUAUCUACUCCUGGCUAUUUCCUCAAUAGUUUUGAGACUGCCCAAUUGUUGAUAGAGAAGAUCAACUCACCCCAUCUGAGGCUGCAGCUAGACAUCUUUCACAUGCAGAUGAUAUGCGGCAAUGUCACCAACAAUAUCAAGAAUUUAAUGCCUAUUGUGGGUCAUGUGCAGGUUGCCCAGGCACCCCAUCGCCAUGAACCCUCUUGCCCGGGAGAACUCGACUAUCCUUACAUAUUUUCAGUUUUACGAGAGGCUGGUUAUGAGGAUUAUGUCGGUGCUGAAUAUAGUCCAUCAACAAACUCGGCCAAUUCUCUACAGUGGUUGGAGAAAUGCCAGUUGCAUUUUUAGACUAAAAAUAAUAUUUUAAAAGUUGGUAUGUGUGCAUAUAUAAAUUCUGAAACAAUAAAAUACGUGCCACUGAUAA
Messenger RNA from Penaeus chinensis, 1242 nucleotides. It is a transcript of the gene Gip, whose product is annotated as putative hydroxypyruvate isomerase. Lineage: Eukaryota; Metazoa; Arthropoda; Malacostraca; Decapoda; Penaeidae. Gene Ontology annotation, molecular function: hydroxypyruvate isomerase activity. The transcript has 7 exons. The coding region runs from base 378 to 1166 and encodes 262 amino acids. Gene Ontology annotation, biological process: glyoxylate metabolic process. The record is from RefSeq and is a predicted model, not a curated record.